AGAACGCAGUUGUUAUGGGCAGGAAGAAACAUUAGUCCUCUCACACACCUGAUUACUAAUCUCCACGCCGUUCACGUCCCAACCCUUCCUACACCCAUCUCCUUCGCUCAGUCUAUCGCUCCGCCUACCUCCACCGUCCUCCUCACCUAGUCCUUAGCCGCCCACGCCCUCAUAUCCCCAUCACCUCCAUAAACCUCCAUCUCUGAUCUCUCAGUCACCGCCGAAUCCUCUCUCUCAUCCUUCGGCAGAUAUAUAAUUCAUAGAUAUAAGAGAUGGAUGCGAAAGCCAGGAACAAGGCGUUGUUUCGUGCGAGAUUGAAUGCCCAGAAGAAGGACAAGCGCAUAGACUCUCCGCUCGUACGGUACAAUGAAUCUGAGCAGCCUGUGUGCAAGGUUUGCGACAUUGCUCUGAAAUCUGAAUCACAAUGGGAUGCACAUCAAGCAUCUCGUAAACAUCGUGAGGCACUAAGUAAUUUCAAAGCUACAGCUGCUGGACUAAACCGAGUCAACAAUGCAAAAGCUGAAGCCCAUCCAGAUUUGUCAAAACCUAAGCCAGAACAUUCUGUGGAGUUGCUUAAACCAGGACCUGAAGGCUCUACAGAAUUGCCUAGAGAGCAGUCGUCAUCUGGGCUUCCUCCAGAUUUUUUUGAUAACCAUGAUGCAAAAAAGCAAAAUACAGGAAGGGAAAAGGUGCAGACAAGAAAUAUUGAACCUGCCAGGGACCUUACACAGACAUCAUCACAGGUUGUCAGUUCAGAGGCCAAGCAAAUAAAGGGAGCUCUUCCUGAAGGCUUCUUUGACAACAAGGAAGCUGAUUUAUCUGCACGAGGAAUAAAGCCUGUUAAGCUAGAUGUCAAAGAUGAGUACAGAGAAUUUGAGAAGUUGAUACAAGAGGACUUGAAGGAGGUUGAUAAUCGUAUGGAAGAAGAGGAGAUUGAUGCUGCUGAGACGAUAGAAGAGGCUGAAUCAGUGGAGCAAAGGGCAUAUAGGGAGAAAGUGGAAUUGUUGAAAAAGAAGAAAAUGGAACUGAAGGCUUCCAGUGCUGCCAAGCGCAAAAGAGUUCCGGAUGUCGUAAAAAAAGAGCCUAGUCACGAUGAGUCAUCAAGCGACAGCGACACGGAUGAGAAUUUUGCAGUGGAUUGGAGAGCACAGCAUUUGUGAAUGCUCUUGGGGUCUCCUCCAGGAUCCGUUCUUGACAUUUUCGAAACCUGACAAUGUAAUGUGCCAAGUACUUGGUUUUGGAUUCCUUGUGCUCUCUAAUUGCAAUAUGGUAUAUGUAUAUGUACGAUGGGGAGUAAGCGAAUGUGAAAAGCUAAAAUGUCUACGCAGCUCAUAUGGGUACCCCCCACAAUGUCAGAAGAAACAAUGCGUUGUGGCAAAUAUAUUUUCCAGUCGACGACUA
This is a messenger RNA of Pyrus x bretschneideri (Chinese white pear), 1401 nucleotides long. Its product is annotated as protein ABA AND ROS SENSITIVE 1. Gene Ontology annotation, cellular component: nucleus; spliceosomal complex. The coding region runs from base 273 to 1160 and encodes 295 amino acids. Gene Ontology annotation, biological process: mitotic DNA replication checkpoint signaling; mitotic DNA damage checkpoint signaling; nuclear DNA replication. Gene Ontology annotation, molecular function: zinc ion binding; nucleic acid binding. The transcript has 7 exons. The record is from RefSeq and is a predicted model, not a curated record. Lineage: Eukaryota; Viridiplantae; Streptophyta; Magnoliopsida; Rosales; Rosaceae.